Molecule: messenger RNA, 1244 nt
Organism: Tripterygium wilfordii
Lineage: Eukaryota; Viridiplantae; Streptophyta; Magnoliopsida; Celastrales; Celastraceae
Product: ribosome-recycling factor, chloroplastic
Exons: 11
Coding region: 89-910 (273 amino acids)
Biological process (GO): plastid translation
Cellular component (GO): chloroplast
Molecular function (GO): ribosomal large subunit binding
Source: RefSeq, a predicted model, not a curated record
AAAGUUCUUAUCCGCGACAGAAAACCCAUUUCCUUUCCUUCUCUCUCUUCCUCUUACUGAUCCUUGACUACCGAAAACGCUUGCUGUCAUGGCCGUCUCGUUCUCCACGACAAACCCCGCAGGUUCUAAAUUCCAAGCCAAAAUUCUUCUCUCGCUAUCAGAUUCAUAUCAGAGGGGACCUUACUGCGCUAAAGGCCAUUCCGUCUCUCCCAAUGUGCGUUGCUUGAGCUCUGCUUCGUCUUAUGUGAAACUUCGAGUUGGUACAGUCAAUGGUUUUAGUAAGUCCGUCAUUGUGAAACAGCAGAAGAGAGCAGGGUUUGUGAGGUGUGCUACGAUUGAAGAAAUAGAAGCAGAGAAGGCUUCAAUCGAGAAAGAUGUUAAAUCAAGAAUGGAAAAGACUAUUGAGUCAGUAAGAUACAAUUUCAAUUCCAUAAGGACAGGCAGAUCGAGCACAUCCAUGUUAGAUAAGAUUGAGGUCGAAUAUUAUGGAAGUCCGGUCAAUUUGAAAAGCAUUGCCCAGAUUAGCACACCAGAUGCAAAUUCUCUCUUGGUCCAGCCAUAUGACAAAUCCAGUUUAAAGGUUAUAGAGAAGGCUAUUGUCAGCUCUGAUCUUGGUAUGACUCCUAACAAUGAUGGAGAAGUGAUAAGGUUAAUACUUCCUCAGUUGACAUCUGAAAGGAGGAAGGAGCUAUUGAAAGUCGUAGCCAAACAGGUUGAAGAAGGGAAGGUGGCAAUCAGAAAUAUAAGAAGAGAUGCUUUGAAGGCAUAUGAAAAGCUAGAGAAGGAAAAGAAGCUCUCAGAGGACAACGUGAAGGACCUGUCAAGUGAUUUGCAAAAGCUUACUGAUGAGUACAUGAAGAAGAUUGACAGUGUCUACAAACAAAAAGAAAAGGAGUUGCUCAAGGUUUAACAAUCGUGGAGUUGGGCAUAAUCUUCUUACUUUUUGGUUGAAUGACUGGUUCAUAUUAUCUAUGGCUGUUCAUGAAGUUUCUUUUCAGAGCGAGGAGCGGGCCGUGCGCUCCACCUCGCUCCUCGCUUUAAGCGUGCGCCUCUCACGCUUUUGACAACACUAGCACUUGGUGGACAUUUGUUUUGGGUUUUUGGUAUAAAGCAUUUUGUAUAGCAUUAUUUUGUGCGAGCAUUACUUGGAAUACCAAAAUUGCUUUUCAGCAGUAGUAACUGGUUCAGAACUUUUCAUGGAGAAUUUGCAAUUCAGAUUAAACUGGAACAUUAAUUUUCUUUCA